Pestalotiopsis fici W106-1 is the source of this 420-nucleotide messenger RNA. RefSeq lists its product as uncharacterized. Bases 1 to 420 code for a protein of 139 amino acids. Lineage: Eukaryota; Fungi; Ascomycota; Sordariomycetes; Amphisphaeriales; Sporocadaceae. The record is from RefSeq and is a predicted model, not a curated record. The transcript has a single exon.
AUGGAGAGAAGGGUGCCACGUACGUUUGAAGCGUACGAGGACGAGGCUGUUGGCAGCUUCGUCCACGUCAAGGACUUUGGCGCCACCGGUGACGGAACGACCGACGACACAGAAGCGUUCCAAGCAGCGCUCUGGGGCAGCUCAGGCAAGAUCCUGUUUGUGGAUGAUGGCUCGUAUCUGCUGACGUCGACCGUUACAGUGCCCCUUGGCACCAAGAUGGUGGGCGAGACUUGUUCACAGCUCGUAGCGUAUGGCUCGUACUUCAGCGACGCCAGCAACCCCAAUGUCAUGCUCAAGGUUGGUGACGCCGGCGAAGUCGGUGACAUCGAGUCAUCUCGAAAACAUUCGUGCAUUAAUGUUAGCAAUGCGCCAAUGAUGCUGACUGAGCUUGCAAACAGUCAAGCUUCGGAAGUGUAUUAG